Molecule: messenger RNA, 125 nt
Organism: Entrophospora sp. SA101
Lineage: Eukaryota; Fungi; Glomeromycota; Glomeromycetes; Entrophosporales; Entrophosporaceae
Source: the annotation of a GenBank genome assembly
AUGUUUAAAAAUGAAGUUGAGGAAGAGGAAGGAGAAGAUUUUGACGAUGAAGUCGAAGAUUUUGCAACAUCAUCCUUACAUUCGUCGUUAUCUUCUCCUUUCCCUUCUCCCGCAUUCAUAUUGUU